GUGACGGAGCGACAGUUUGGGUAGAUGUAUUAUAUCGCGGUUAACUGAUUGUUGGAUUGUCCAUGUUGUCAUAGUUAAGCUAAGACAACUAGCGAGUUAACCUGCAUUUGUCAGUUACAUUUUGGUCUCAUGUUGGAAAACCCUUUGGGCCUCUUGAUAAAGUAACAUAAAUAAAUCGUCUUUUUGUCAAAUUGUUAACAAAGAAGGGUCAGCUACUUAAGUGACCUACACUAAAUGCAGGAUACUUAGCUAACAAGUUGCAUCAACAUUGUUUAUAAUUGUUAUGACACAUGUUGUUACAGUUUCGUAAGUUUCUUAACAGAUGUUUGCAAAUAUUGCCAAGCUAUUUUAUAAUAUGUUCUCCAACGAAACAGUAUUUUGAGUGCAUAUAUCAAUAACUCAGCUGGAGAGGGAGAGAGAGAGAGUCGGAGAGAGAGGAGUGUCGGUUAGCCUGGCGCUGGGCUCCAACACAGACUCACUGGCUGCAGAUGAAGUUUUCAGUCACACUUACCGUACGAGACCACUAGGAAUUCAUACGAACCAUCCAGACUCUGUAUCUUCUGACUGAGAUGUUGCGAUGUUCCGUGCAGUCUUACAAAACGUGGAUUUGUUUGGGGUGAUUUUUCUGUUUUGCGCUUUUUUACAGGAGAGCGGCUGCAGAUCGGCCGAUGCAGACAGCUGUCAUGAGGUGAAGACAGCCUACAUGAUGCGCCAGAUAGGUCCGGUGGAGCUGGUGCCAGACAGACCGGGAACAGAUGAGUCUCUCCAAGUGUGUGUCCACCCUGGACUUACAUGCUGUACGAGUAAGAUGGAGGACAGCUACAUGACGGCUGUUCGCAGUGAGACGCAGCAGAAGAUGCGGUCCUACAGCUUCGAACUCAAGUACCUUAUUGCUGGACACACCAAGGCCUACAAAGAGACCUUUGAGUCGCUUCUGACCUUGACAUCAAACCUGACCAACACUCUGUUCGACAGCGCCUACUCUGGUCUGGCGUCCGACUGUCGUCCACUUGUGUUUCAGCUGUUUACUGGCAUCAAACGCCACCUCUAUGGAGACACAAAUUCUUCACUGCACAACACUGUGCGUCGAUUCUACGAUGAUCUUUUCCCUUUGGUCUACCACCGUCUCCUCAACCCUGGAAUCGGCCGCAUAUCAUCCCUGUCCUAUUCCUCCACCUCUACCAAUUACGACGACUGCCUGCGGUUGACACGGCAAGAUGUCAGCCCGUUUGGACCCCACCCUCGCCUCCUGGUCAGUAACCUGUCUCGGGCACUUGGGGUGGGCCGAGCACUGAGCCGACUGCUGAGACUGGCUGGAGAAGUUAUGAAUGCGACCGAGAAGGCAACGUUAUCCAGAGAGUGUGGUCGAGGCUUAGUGAGGAUGCAGUACUGCUCCCACUGCAGAGGGCUGACACUGAUACGGCCCUGUACUGGUCUGUGUGUUAACAUUAUGAGAGGAUGUCUGGUCAGUGUUGCAGAGCUUGGUGGCCCCUGGGGAAAUUUGGUGGUACUGCUCCAACGGAUAGCUGCCACUUUAGCGACCAGCAGCAACCACAACAACAUGGAGUUAGCUCUGUUAGCAGUGCGAAACCAUGUGAAUGACGCCAUACUACAUGCUCAGCUACACGGGCCACACAUCACAGCCACAGUAGAGAAGGUGUGUGGUCCCCAGGCAGCUGGCCCCAUGAUGGCAAGUGUAAAUCCUACCACCUUGCAUGUCGCAGCCUCACUGGGUCCUUCUGCACUUGCAACGUCAGAGAAGUCAUCUGUGAUGUCACCGCUCUCAGUUGGCCCUGCUGCUCAUCAACAUGUGCAGCUACAAUCCCCAAGGCCGUUCCCUCUGAAAGGUUCCAGAGGUGAGAAGAGUCGAAGCCUUAAAAAACUGUCCAGGGAGUUCGAGGGCUCGAUCCAGCGCUACCAGUGGUUUUUCUCAGAGCUGCCAGAGAUGCUUUGUGAGAGUGAGCUGGAGUUUGAGCAACACACAUGCUGGAGUGGCGAAGAUGUCGUAGAGAGUUAUGCAGGUCACGUGGUUGGCAGCACUUUAAAAGCUCAGAGGGAGAACCCAGAGAUGACCAUCCGCAACACAGAUCCUGUCCUGAAAGGGGUGAAACAGAAACUGGAGCAGCUGACACAGGAGCUGUUAGUGGAGCUUGGCUGGGCGACCAAAGCCAGAAGAAGGGAGGAGGAAGAGGAAGGAGGGAGUGCACAGACAGACAGAGGCAGUGGAUAUGACUGUGAUGAUGAAGAUGGCUGCGAAGCAUCUGGCAAGGAGACCAAUGAUGACACAAGUGACACAUCCAGUGGUCACAGCCCAGAAUCAGAGAACAUGGCUCCUCCUCCUCCUCCUCAUCACCUCUCACCUCCACAGGUGGCUGUUCCAGGCUCAGCCCACAUGAUGACCGGUGAACCCUUAGCAUUGACCCUGGUGACCCUGGUGCUGCUGUCGCCCGGAGACCCUCACUGAUCAUCACAGGCAGAUCCUGAGAUGGUCAAAGACAGGAGAGACUGAGAGACUACCACACACUGUAGGUCUGUGGUGAAGCUGGGGGUUUUCUGUAAGCUCAACUCAACCACUCUGAUUGUUAUUUUGGGUGGUCCGGCUGGUGAUUUAGCACAGUUGCAGGUGCACAGUAUGCAUUUUCAUAUGAUCUGAACUGACUUCUACAUAUGUUUAUUUAACUUAACUCAUACACUAGGAUAGACUGCACAGCACUACUGAAUUUUUUGGAAGAGAAAUGUAAAUACAAAUAAAUAUAUAUUUAUAUAAAGAGAUUCUAUAGGAAACAAUGGCUUGAUGUGUAAAUAGGGAUUAAUAUAGAGCAGAACAGCCUGACUUGUUUUAGUUUGACCUUUACAUUACAGUAUGUAUCUCACACAGAGAUUAAGAUCCAUGGGUUUAAGCUAAAGGCUUAAUAGUGUUAACACAGCAGUGCAGCUACAGUGAAAGCACAAAGGUUACCAUAAAUAUAGAUAUAGGCUGGAAAUAAAGGAGCUUUCUCAAUACGCAAAACAGUCAGUUGUGUCAUACUUUUCACAGAUGGUCAUGCAGUAAAAUGUCUUUGACAAUUUGGUCUGUAGGUCUGUGCAGAGUGACACCCAUCCUGUUCAUUGGUUCAUGCACGCUUCCAAAAAUUCUUCCAAUAUUUACCUCUGUCUUCUCAUAGUUUGUCAUUUAUGUUUGUCUAGUGCAGGUACUUGUGUAGUUUUGGUAGCUGUGGGAAAAAUGAGGAAGAGCUAUUUUUUAGAUGUUCAGAGUGCAGAGUUUUAAAAGCAAUAGAGGGAGGGAUGUAACAGCUUCAACUUCAGCUGCACUUAUAAGCUGCCACUGCCAUCCUUGACAGGAUUGCCCUGUCAAAAAUAAGACUGUUCUGAACACUAAAAGCACUCAAUAGUAGAAUAGAAUAGUAAGUACAGUGUUUGACCACUUGCAUUUCAUUGUCAUAACAAUGUACUUAUAUGGCAGGCUGUUCUCCAAGUGUAUUAAUUAAAGUUGAAAUGAGAGACUAUAAAACACUGAACAAAAUGUAGUGAACUUUGUUUUUGAGUUUGAUAGAUAUGUUAUGAGCUUGUCUCAGUACUGAGUGAAAACAAGAGAGUGAUCAGUACAUCUGAGCCCAGAUCCAAAAUGUGAAUGAACCAUAAUUCCUAUUAAUUAGGUUUAUCAAGUUCUCCUGCCUCUCUUGAGUCUCACACCUCCCAAACAGCUCAUAACAGCAACACGGACCCUGGAGUACUGAUUAUUACAUUCAAAAUGGAUCAAAUGAACUAGGGAAGAACACUGUGUGCACUUCUGUCAGAGAGUUCUGUCUUCUCACAUAUAUCAUUAUGUGCUGCAGGUAUUAACUUGUUCAGAUAUUCGUAAGAAAUAAACUGUUUCUUUUGAAGUUUCACAUUGCAGAUUAAGUUACAGUCAAUUCUGUGCUGCAAAUUAGCAGAAGUCUCAUGAAUGCAUCUUAUUUCACCGCCUGAUAAAGUUUCUUUUUGAGGAUUGUGACUGACAGAUGAGGUGACUUAAGAAAUACCAUUAAAAAUCUCAGUGUGUGUGUUAUCUUGGCAGUAAGCCCAAAUACUGUGUCUGCUAGUGGGAUUCUGUUACACCAUAAUCUGUCGAACCAAUGUGCUAUUAUCUGAUUACAUUUUAAAUGUUAAACCUAGAUGAGAUGAGCCAACCCUCCCAGCUUCCAAGCCCACCACUUGCCGAACACAAACAUAAACAAACCACCAACGCACGAAUACAUAUUGACCAUAAACAAGAUAAGCAGAUAAGGAAAAUAACAUGGAUGCACAGUAUUUUCUUGUUUGUCAACCUGAGAUAAGAACACGAACAGAAAUUGUGGAGAUUUAAAAAAUCUAAAAACAAAUUUUAGAUAUGCUUAGAACCUUUGUAAAACAUAAGAUAAUGAGCAUGUACAGUGCUUUGGGGUAAUAAUUUAAAUUACAUUCUCAUUAAGACCUCAUUAACGUCAUUUAUCAAAGUCUAACAUCUAUCUUAGCUUAGCCUUCUUAGUUUGUUUGUGGCAGUAUACAGGACCACCAGGAUGCAACAUACACCCAGUCAGCAGCUGUGGUUUCUCUCUCCACACUCAGUGCUAAUGUAAACUAAACCAGCGAGCCUGAUGUCAAACUUUAAAUCAACCUGUACUGUGUCUUGCCACUUUGUUGUGUCAA
This is a messenger RNA of Monopterus albus (swamp eel), 4668 nucleotides long. Its product is annotated as glypican-5-like. Gene Ontology annotation, biological process: positive regulation of canonical Wnt signaling pathway; cell migration; regulation of protein localization to membrane. NCBI's taxonomy places the organism in Eukaryota, Metazoa, Chordata, Actinopteri, Synbranchiformes, Synbranchidae. Bases 578 to 2464 code for a protein of 628 amino acids. Gene Ontology annotation, cellular component: extracellular region; plasma membrane; cell surface. The transcript is spliced from 11 exons. The record is from RefSeq and is a predicted model, not a curated record.